AUCCUUGUGAUAUAAAGAAAGAAGAGACUACCUAGGCAGAACCCAGUGGAGGUAAAAAAAAAUACUGCUUUGACUUGUCUGUUAAUUGAGAGCCGCUAUUUGGAGAAAAUUUCUCGUGAAAUAGCAGGAAGCGGAAUUUAAAAUAUUGGUACAUAGGCCCUGCAAGCUUUGUUCGCAUAUCAAACGCAUGGGCCUACCUAAUUAUCUUUACUCUGGUAUAUCGGUUGUAAUGUAAGCGAUAGCAGACUGGAAUGGUUAGAUUGAUUGAAUCAAAUUGAUUUUUUUUCGCUAACCGAUUGCAUUGGUGUUUUAUGUAAAGACUGAAAUACAUCUUUGCAGUCUUAUCUUUUGCUGCCGAUUCGACGGAAAAUCGUUUACAAUGGCAGAUUGCUCACGUGUUUUCUUAUCGAUCUCGUGCAACUUUUCGAUGUCGAGUCUCCCUGAUGAACUCGCCGAACGAUUGCACACGACGUCGACCAUUGCUUUCGCUUGCAUGGUCAUCAUCAUCCUCUUCGGUCUGGUAGGCAACCUCCUAAUCGUCUACAUCGUAUGUACGAAACCGAAGAUGAUCACGGUCCAUAACGUGCACGUCGUCAAUCUUGCCGUCAUCGACAUCCUAUUCCUCUGCGUCUGCAGCGUGGUCGAUGUUGUCGGAAUGGGUGUGAUCGCUUACCACGAUAUUUUUCUGAAUAUAUCAUCGAGCCAGUCGGCCGGCAUCAUCUUCGUUCAAACGCUAACAUUCACGGCCUCUUGUGGGACCCUGAUGGCAUUGGCCUUCCAGCGAUACCUGGCGAUAGUUAAACCAUUGGAGAACAAGAAACGACGCACAGUCAAGAACGCUAAUAUUCUGCAAGCUAUUGUUUGGACAGUUUCUCUCUUUUGGGGUGUCAUCGUUGCUGUUUUGGAAUCUGAUCUCACUACCCACGUCAUCGCCGAGGGCAUCUCCCUGUACCAAGCUGCGUUCUUCUUUUCUCUCCUCAUCGUCGCCAUGGCUAUCUGUCAUAUCGCCAUCUAUCGAUCCGUGCGCGAGCGUGAGAUGGUCGAAGGCGGUCGCGUGGCGCGAUGGCAGCAACAACGCAACAUGCGCAUGCUCAGAAUGGUCAAUAUGUUAGUGUUCACUUUUCUCAUCGCGCGCGGAUUCUGGCUCAUCUACGGCCUGUACGUCAAUCACACGAGCCCUCGAUCGCAAGAAGAUCACGUGGAAAAGUUAUUCCAUGACGUCAUGGUGCAAAUUUUUGCGCGCAUCGGGUGCGCGGUCAAUAGCGCGUUGAAUCCGGUCAUUUAUGGAAUGCUCACGCCGGAUUUUCAUCGGCAUCUGAUCCAAAUAAUUUUCCAUCCGUUCGCAGAUUCGGCGCCACAAAGACGAGGAACCAUGGACAGGGAUAGCACUUAUAUUGUGACGUCAUCAUCUGCUAAUACAGUGAGUUCUGCCUAAUGAUGGUGCGAAUUCCUACUUCUUAUAAUGAUCACUGAAAUUUCCUACUUUUCAAU
This is a messenger RNA of Lytechinus variegatus (green sea urchin), 1491 nucleotides long. RefSeq names its product allatostatin-A receptor-like. Gene Ontology annotation, biological process: G protein-coupled receptor signaling pathway. The record is from RefSeq and is a predicted model, not a curated record. Lineage: Eukaryota; Metazoa; Echinodermata; Echinoidea; Temnopleuroida; Toxopneustidae. Bases 380 to 1435 code for a protein of 351 amino acids. The transcript has 3 exons. Gene Ontology annotation, cellular component: membrane. Gene Ontology annotation, molecular function: G protein-coupled receptor activity.